This is a messenger RNA of Caenorhabditis sp. 36 PRJEB53466, 2039 nucleotides long. Lineage: Eukaryota; Metazoa; Nematoda; Chromadorea; Rhabditida; Rhabditidae. The record is from the annotation of a GenBank genome assembly.
AUGAGCGAACCUGCGGCCACUUUGAGUAAGAAGUAAGUGGAAAAUGAUGAUUGCGACAAGAACACUGUUGAGCCGAUCGGCUUUUACAUUCUUGUCGCGAAAGUCUUCACCGGUUCUCGCAACCUAUGCAUCGCUGAGCCAGAACACUCGGUUAGUCGAUGUGUCCUCGAUGCCGAAAGAUGAACCGGGCUGAAAGUGACGAACUGUUUUCAGUGAACAAAAGAGGCUGGCUAAACAAGCCAAGAAGGAGCAAGAGCGACUAGAGAAAGAAGCUGUUAAGCAGAAUGUUCCAAUCUCUGAUGCACCAAAGGUAUCAAUCCAUUUUACCACUACUGAAACGCUCAAAUUAACUUCAGCUCGUUCGUGAAGCUGACCCGUCCGACCCUCAGGAAUAUUUCAACAUGAGAGUUCGAAUGAUCGAAGCUCGCCGCGCUGCUGGAGAGAAUCCGUUCCCGCACAAAUUCAAUGUGACAAUUUCUCUGGCUGAGUUCAUCAACAAGUAUUCGCACUUGGAGAAAGAACAGGUUGUCGACGAGAUUGUUUCGGUCGCUGGUCGCAUUCAUUCGAAGCGCGAGUCGGGCUCGAAACUCGUCUUCUACGACAUUCACGGAGAGGGAACUCAUAUUCAAAUCAUGGCCAACGCCAAGUUCCACAGCGGAGACGUCGACUUCGUGACUCUUCACGAUCGCAUCAAGCGCGGAGAUAUUGUCGGAUUCACCGGUCAGGCAACGAGAACCAAGGCCGGAGAGCUGUCGCUGAUCCCGAAGGAGGUUCUUCAGUUGACGCCUUGCCUCCACAUGCUGCCGCAUUCUCACUUCGGACUCAAGGACAAGGAAUUGAGGUAAAGAGUACUAACGAAAACAGUAGUUGAGUGAUUUUUCAGGUUCCGCAAACGCUACUUGGAUCUGAUUCUGAACCCUCGCAUCAAGGACAACUUUGUCAUCCGAAGCAAGAUCAUCACAUUCCUGCGUCGUUUCCUCGACAAUCUCGGAUUUCUUGAGGUCGAGACUCCAAUCAUGAACCAAAUCGCUGGAGGAGCCACUGCCAAGCCGUUCAUCACCCACCACAAUGACCUCGACAUGAAUCUCUUCCUCCGUAUUGCUCCGGAGCUCUAUCACAAAAUGCUCGUCGUCGGAGGAAUCGACCGUGUAUACGAAGUCGGACGUCUUUUCCGUAACGAGGGUAUCGAUCUGACCCACAACCCCGAAUUCACGACAUGCGAGUUUUACAUGGCCUACGCUGACUACGAGGAUGUGAUCCAAAUUACCGAGGAUCUCCUCAGCAGCAUGGUUCUUUCCAUCAAGGGAACCUACAAGAUCGAGUACCAUCCGAAUGGACCGAACACUGAGCCGGUCUACGAGGUCGAUUUCACUCCGCCAUUCAAGAGAGUGCACAUGUACGACGGUCUUGCGGAGAAACUCAAUGCUAAGCUUCCGGAUCCAUCCACAUUGCAUACUGAGGGUGAGAAGGCAGGAUGAUCUAUAAAUGACCAUCUCUGGUGUUUUUCAGAAGCUCGUCAAGUGUUCGAUAAGCUGUGCCGUGACAACAACGUUGACUGCUCGGAGCCUCGUACGACUGCUCGUCUUCUCGACAAGCUGGUCGGCGAAUAUCUCGAGAGCACUUUCAUUUCUCCGACUUUCCUGAUCGGACAUCCACAAAUUAUGUCUCCACUCGCCAAGUGGCACCGAACCAUUCCGGGACUCACUGAGCGAUUCGAGCUGUUUGCCGUGACUCGCGAGAUCGCCAAUGCUUACACCGAGUUGAACGAUCCUAUCACCCAGAGACAGCGCUUCGAACAACAAGCCAAGGACAAGGAUGCAGGAGACGAUGAGGCUCAGAUGAUCGAUGAAACGUUCUGCAAUGCGUUGGAGUACGGACUGCCUCCAACUGGAGGAUGGGGAAUGGGAAUUGACCGACUCUCGAUGAUUCUCACCGACAACAACAACAUCAAGGAGGUUUUGCUGUUCCCAGCCAUGAGACCGGAAGACGGAACGGAGAAGAAGACCGACGAAGAGGCACCAUCUACCUCGACUGCUUAA